UAUUUUCCACAGAUCAGUCAGCUUCAGACAGCUGUUGUUGAUGCUCAGAAGGACCAACUGCGAAGGGAAAACCAAAACCUGAGGCAGGAAGUUGACAGCCUAAAGAGACGCCUUGUUGAUCUUGAGAAGAGCCAAGGAAUCAAGCAAUAUUAUGACUUCACAAGUAAAACCGCUCCCAGUUCUGAUGCCAUUGCAGAAGUACAACCUGCAGCCAACACAUCUGCCCCACCUCCUGCAGCAGCAGAUAAACCUCAGCAAGAAAAGCCACAGAAGGAAAAGAAGGAGAAGAAAAAGGCAGAUGGUGAAAAGAAAGGAGGUGGAGGAGGAAAGAAGCCAGAGGAAGAGGCAGCCGUUGAUGUUUCUCGCCUUGAUUUUCGAGUUGGGAGGAUUGUCACAGCCAAGAAACAUCCUGAUGCUGAUUCUCUCUAUGUGGAAGAGGUUGAUAUUGCAGAAGGGAAGUUCCGUACAGUUGUCUCAGGGCUUGUGCGGUUUAUACCAGAAGCAGAAAUGCAGAAUCGCAUGGUAGUAUUAUUGUGUAAUCUAAAACCAGCCAAAAUGCGGGGUGUUUUAUCCGAGGCAAUGGUCAUGUGUGCCUCUACCCCUGAGAAGGUUGAGAUACUUGCACCACCAGAAGGAAGUCAGCCUGGUGACCUUGUAGAAUUUGAGGGUUACACCCGCAAUCCUGAUGCCGUCCUCAAUCCCAAAAAGAAGAUAUUUGAAACUUGUGCACCUGACCUCAAGACUGAUCAAAACAAAGUUGCAGUGUUUAAGGGAGUUCCAUUUACAGUGCCUGGUAAAGGUGUUGUUGUUGCACAGACUCUAGCUAAUGUCCAGGUUAAGUAAUGAUAACCAUAUUGCCUAUUAAAAUUUACAGUGCA
Molecule: messenger RNA, 878 nt
Organism: Penaeus indicus
Lineage: Eukaryota; Metazoa; Arthropoda; Malacostraca; Decapoda; Penaeidae
Gene: AIMP1
Product: aminoacyl tRNA synthase complex-interacting multifunctional protein 1-like
Exons: 5
Molecular function (GO): tRNA binding
Source: RefSeq, a predicted model, not a curated record